Ornithodoros turicata is the source of this 498-nucleotide messenger RNA. RefSeq lists its product as uncharacterized. Bases 1 to 498 code for a protein of 165 amino acids. The transcript is spliced from 3 exons. NCBI's taxonomy places the organism in Eukaryota, Metazoa, Arthropoda, Arachnida, Ixodida, Argasidae. The record is from RefSeq and is a predicted model, not a curated record.
AUGAGACCCUUGAUUAUUCUUGCUUUGGUUGGCGUUGCAAUCGCCGGUAACCUUGGAGGAGGCGGCGGCGGCGGCGGCUUCGGAGGUGGCUUCGGAGGCGGUUUCGGAGGUGGCCACGGAGGCGGAGGUGGCCAUGGAGGUGGCGGCGGCGGUGGAGCUGUGCACAGAUUCCUUGUGACCACUACAACCACACAUGGUGGUGGAGGCGGUGGUGGAGGCGGCGGCGGCGGCGGCUUCGGUGGAGGUCACGGUGGAGGAUUUGGCGGAGGAUUUGGCGGAGGUGCUGGAGGAGGAUUCGGCGGUGGUGGCGGAGGACACGGUGGUGUUGGCGUAGGAAGCACCGCCUCGUACAAGGGUAGCACCAUCUACGUGCUUAAGCCCCGACCAGUCGGCGGCGGCGGCGGAGGCGGUGGCGGCUACGGCGGUGGAGCCGGAUGGCAGCCCAGUGGUGGAGGCGGCGGCGGCGGAUGGCAGCCCAGUGGUGGUGGAUGGCAGUAA